Molecule: messenger RNA, 759 nt
Organism: Actinia tenebrosa (Australian red waratah sea anemone)
Lineage: Eukaryota; Metazoa; Cnidaria; Anthozoa; Actiniaria; Actiniidae
Source: RefSeq, a predicted model, not a curated record
ACUUGCUGUACAUAUAUCGCAAAAUAAUAACUAGAAAUUUCAUCGCUUCUAAAAAGACUUUAAAUUCCUAGAGUUUAAGUUUUGGAGUAAACUGAAAUGAAGACAAAGAUGUGAGGAUGAAGUUUUGAAAUUUUCGUAUUCAAGUUGAGAUCACAAGGACACAAGACUCUUUAUUGACUUAGAUCGUUGAGUGUUCAAUGGUUGCCAAGGAAAGCCGUACGCGCAUAGUUUGGACUUGAAAAUCAAUUCAAAAUCCGUCAUGAAGGAUAUUUUAGUUUCAUCAUGACUAUUGACUUGAACAAAGUCACUUGAGAGAUACCAAGUGUCCAUGAUGAUGAUGUCGAGACAGAGUCACGAACACAGUCCAAAAUAUGUUCAUUUUGCCAAUGGGUUUCCGCCAAAGGAGCUGAUUCCAGCACAGGGGCUUUCAUCCGGUGUUAACAUGCAUGGAGGAGUCUUUGUUGGAUUGCAUGAAGAAGCUACCUCCAAGUUGACAAGAUCACAAAGAACAAUUCCACCUCUUGCCAAAUGCAGAGCAAAUUAUUUUCCUGUGAAACACAGGGUAUCAAGUAGUAGAUAUAGAGAUGUAGCCAAUCCCUUUGAUGCACACAAAGGGACAGAGAAAAUAGGUUUUACUCCACAAGCAAUUAAGCGAAGUAAGCCAAAACUGGAAAGGACAAGUGCAAGAAAUGCGCACACUGCAACUCACAUCCCAAGUAACCCAGCUAAUAAUUCAAAUAUGACGUCAAAGCUGUCAAG